Molecule: messenger RNA, 1402 nt
Organism: Suncus etruscus (white-toothed pygmy shrew)
Lineage: Eukaryota; Metazoa; Chordata; Mammalia; Eulipotyphla; Soricidae
Gene: MORF4L1
Product: mortality factor 4 like 1
Exons: 13
Coding region: 151-1239 (362 amino acids)
Biological process (GO): regulation of DNA-templated transcription; chromatin organization
Cellular component (GO): nucleus; NuA4 histone acetyltransferase complex
Source: RefSeq, a predicted model, not a curated record
GCGCAGUAGCGGCCGGCGGCUCUGGCGAAGCGCGCCUGGGCUGUGGAGCCGGCGAGGCUGACGCGGCUCUGGGUGGGGUGGCGGCGAGGCGAGGCGAGGCGAGGGGGGCGGCGGGAUCCGGAGGCGGCGGCGGCGAAUUGCUUAUAAUAAAUGGCGCCCAAGCAGGACCCGAAGCCGAAAUUCCAGGAGGGUGAGCGAGUGCUGUGUUUCCAUGGGCCUCUUCUUUAUGAAGCAAAGUGUGUAAAGGUUGCCAUAAAGGACAAACAAGUGAAAUACUUUAUACAUUACAGUGGUUGGAAUAAAAAAAGUGCUGUGAGGCCCAGGCGCUCUGAAAACACUUUGAAGACACGUGAGGAUAUUGUAGCCCUUUUUCCUGUUCCUGAAGGAGCUCCCUCAGUACACCACCCCCUCCUGACCUCUAGCUGGGAUGAAUGGGUUCCAGAAAGCAGAGUGCUCAAGUAUGUGGACACCAAUCUGCAGAAACAGCGAGAACUUCAAAAAGCUAAUCAGGAGCAGUAUGCAGAGGGAAAGAUGAGAGGGGCUGCCCCAGGAAAGAAGACAUCUGGACUUCAACAGAAAAAUGUCGAAGUCAAAACAAAAAAGAACAAACAGAAAGCUCCUGGGAAUGGAGAUGGUGGCAGUACCAGUGAAACACCUCAGCCUCCUCGGAAGAAAAGAGCCCGAGUAGAUCCUACAGUUGAAAAUGAGGAGACUUUUAUGAACAGAGUUGAAGUUAAAGUAAAAAUUCCUGAAGAACUAAAACCAUGGCUGGUUGAUGACUGGGAUUUAAUUACUCGACAGAAACAGCUCUUCUAUCUCCCUGCCAAAAAAAAUGUGGAUUCCAUUCUAGAGGAUUAUGCAAAUUAUAAGAAAUCUCGUGGAAAUACAGAUAAUAAGGAGUAUGCUGUCAAUGAAGUUGUGGCAGGGAUAAAAGAGUACUUCAAUGUGAUGUUGGGCACUCAGCUUUUGUACAAAUUUGAAAGACCACAAUAUGCUGAAAUCCUGGCAGACCAUCCUGAUGCCCCCAUGUCCCAGGUGUAUGGCGCACCACACCUGCUGAGAUUGUUUGUAAGAAUUGGAGCAAUGUUGGCCUAUACACCUCUGGAUGAGAAGAGUCUUGCAUUAUUACUGAAUUACCUUCAUGAUUUUCUAAAGUACUUGGCGAAGAAUUCUGCAACUCUGUUUAGUGCCAGUGACUAUGAAGUGGCGCCUCCUGAGUACCACCGGAAAGCAGUGUGAGGCACAGACACUCACUCGAGUUGUUUGGGAUUUCUGUAACACACUUCUGUUCUUAGUCCUCUUGUACACUUGUAUUUUGAAAACGUAUAACAAAAUUGAUGUUUGUUUUCUGUUUGAGUUUAAACUCAGAAAUUAAAAGGGGUCCUGGCUCCUUUUCUCUCUU